CGCUGCGCCAGUUGCGAAACACGUCCCAUAUCGAGGACGAUGUGCAGGAGAUGAAGGCCGAGGACCGGGCGCAGCAGUCGGAGGCGCGCAUCACCAUGGUGCAGCUGCUGCGCUCGCCCUCGCUGCGCGCGCCGCUCAUGAUCGCCAUCAUCAUGCAGCUGUCGCAGCAGCUCAGCGGCAUCAACGCGGUGUUCUACUACUCGACCAACAUAUUCAGCGACGCUCAGUUGUCGCUGCAGAAGGCCAAGUACGCCACCAUGGGCGUCGGCGUGGUGAUGGUGCUGAUGACAAUCGUCUCGAUCGCGCUGAUCGAGCGCGAGGGCCGGCGCACGCUGCACCUCUGGGGCCUGGGCGGCAUGUUCUUCUUCUCCGUGUUCAUCACCAUCUCGUUCCUGGUGAAGCAGAUGAUCUCGUGGAUCGCCUACCUGGCCGUCAUCUCCACGUUCGGCUUCGUCAUCUUCUUCGCCGUGGGGCCCGGCUCCAUUCCGUGGAUGAUCACCGCCGAACUCUUCUCUCAGGGACCGCGUCCGGCGGCCAUGAGUAUAGCUGUGCUCAUCAACUGGGUGUGCAACUUCCUGGUUGGCAUCGCCUUCCUCCCGCUCAAGAAUCUUCUAGAAGAUUACACAUUUCUUCCGUUCUCCAUCCUUCUCGGUGUUUUUUGGAUCUUCACGUUCAAAAGCGUACCAGAAACCAAGGGGAAGACAUUUGAAGAGAUUUCAGGCAUUUUCAGACCUUCACAACUGCUGGCCGGCGGCUCGGAGCCUAUGCUGGAGGACCACAACUAUGGGAGCACAGUGAACUGUUUGAACGCUGUUGUGUACGACGAGCACCCGAUGCUCGAGACGGCCAGGUUCCACGGACAAUCUCCGUCUGAGCGGUCCGAGAGUGAGCCGGAGCCGACGCCGCGCUGCACCAGCCUCCACACGUCUCUGGAGCGGCCGUCCCGGUACGGCGGCGCCUCGAGCGUGGCCGGCGGCGCCACGCCCACCCUGGGGCCGCGCCUGCUCGACCGGCGCAGCCUGGACCGGCUGGAGCGGCGCAGCCUGGACCAGCUCGACCGGCUGGAGCGGCUGCAGGGCCGGCCGGCCGGCGCGCCGCUGGCAUGACCGACGCCCGGUGGUGGGCCCUCGCAGGACUCUCCGCGGCCGGCGCUCAGCGACGAGCGCACCAACAGCGAGUCGGAGAGCGUCAGCGGCCACGAGGAGCUGUGGCGGCCCAACCACCUGCUGGCUAGCGACGAUACCAGCUCCUGAGCGGGCGCCGCCCGCCGGCCAGCCCCGCGGCGCCGCCGGCACGCGGCGCGGCUCCGGCGCCCCGCGCGGGCCACGGGUACGGGCCGACGGGCGCCGAGAGGGCGCCGCCGCGCCUCGCAGCAGCGGCGCCCUCGCACACUCGAUAAUCAUAAGAUGAUGAAGCUCAAUAUUUCUAGCUGGCGAGGGCUUGGGUCUAGCGAUUAGAGUAGCGCUGCUGUUAGCUGUAGAUAGUUCUUACGAUCCUCUUUGGCCUUUCUCACCAGUGAGGGUGUUGGCGGGGACGCCAGUCCUGUCGGCAGGUUCGCUCACUACACACCAGGUCGUUCAUUGUUUGACAGCCUCUCAGUGACUCGACUGAUGCUAAAACAGUACUGCACUGCCCAGACACCUUUACAGAAGCUUUGUCCCAGUGAUUGUGACACCAUCUUCCAAAUGGUUCAACGAUGGAGCUCGAGGCAGCGAGGCCGUAUGUGCGUGUGUGUGAGUGUGGGUGCGCGCGAGUCCGGGCGUCCCAGAGCUGCGGGCGAGAUGCAAUGAAUACGCUUACUCUAAACAGUUGUGUUGCAGCCCUGUAGACCGCCGUUUGCUAGAUAUGCGAUCGAGUCGACGCUGUUGAAUGAGUGGGAUAGCUGUGGAGUGCUAGCGGUAUCGGACUGCGGACGAUGGGUUUGACGCCGGUGUUAUGGGACGGUGGGUGAGACUCGGGCGUUAUGGGACGGGUAGGGUGGGACGCCGGUGUUACGGGACAGCCGCCGGCGUUCUGUGAUGGUCCGUUCUGUUACCGAGCGCGCUGGUCCGGUCGUGCUGUUGUUGAUCUCUCCGCCGUCGCGGCUCUGAGCCGUUCCACGCCCCGCUGCGCGCCCUGCCCCGGACUGAUGCGGCGGCGCGCGGCCGGCCCAUGCUUUCACCGCCCCGGCGGCCGUGCGUCUCCGGUGGCCGUCCCCCGCGGACGGUCUCAACUGUUGUGUCGUCGUGUCGCCGUGCGAGUGUGAGAGCGGGGAGCGAGUGCGUCCGGGCGGGGCGGCCGGCGGCCGGUGCUCUGAGCGCCGGCCGCCGGCCAGCAGUCAGCAGUGCCGCGCCUGUUUUUAUACCGAUCCCUGUGCCGUGUGUCCCGUCAGCCAGCGGCUGUCUCUGUGCCAACAGCGGCCGGCCGCGACCGCCGGGCGCCGGGCGCUCAGCGCCGCCCCACGGGCCAGCGCACUCGAUGUAGGCUUCGUCUCGAGUGUCUCUCAAAGUGUGUCAGGAUGUAGUGAGAACGGUACCAGUGCAAUAGAAGCUCCAAACGACGCUACCGCUGACGGAUUUGGAAUACGGUCCCGGUGCUGACACACGUAUAACGCACACCCAAAUAUAUCAUCUGAUCAAC
Molecule: messenger RNA, 2619 nt
Organism: Amphibalanus amphitrite
Lineage: Eukaryota; Metazoa; Arthropoda; Thecostraca; Balanomorpha; Balanidae
Product: glucose transporter type 1-like
Exons: 7
Biological process (GO): monosaccharide transmembrane transport
Cellular component (GO): membrane
Molecular function (GO): hexose transmembrane transporter activity
Source: RefSeq, a predicted model, not a curated record